AUGAAAAUUUUCCCCGAAGUAGUUGCAUUUGAUGCCGCUCACUCGAUUGCUUUUCGCCAUGGUCUUGGUAAUUCUUUGUUUGCAAACGAAUCCACAAAGAUCACAAAUAGCCAAGAUGUCAGCGCAUUUGCAAAUAAAGUCUACAUCGCACCAAACAUUACGGUUGUCGGCACAUCGGUGAAUCACCAAGAAUUACUAAAUCUGACGGAUGAUUUAUUCCAAAACAUUAGUCACGCCUCCCCCUUUACUCCAAUUCCCUCCAAAUAUUACGGCGGAGAAGCGAGAAUUGCUGCCGAAGGCAUCAGUCAUUAUGUCCUUGCUUUUGCCGGUGCGCCCGCGGGUACGCCCGAUUAUGCAACACUUCAAGUUUUACGUUCUCUCAUAGAUGGCGAGAAGCACACAAAGUGGGGUGAAGGUGUUAAUGUUUUAGCCAAGACAGUGAAUAAGUUCGAGGGCACGCGAGGUAGUGCUUUCAAUGUCGGAUAUUCGGAUGCCGGCCUUUUUGGUGUACACACUUCCGGAAUAGCCACGUCCGUAUAUCAGGUUUUGCGGGCUGUGGUGGAGGAGUUGAAGCGCGCCUCUUCAAGCGUGCCCAAGGAGAAUUUUGAUCAAGCCCUAGCUAAGGCCAGGAGUAGUGUUGCCGCCACAUAUGAGACACGCUAUUCUAAAACCGAAACCUUUGGUGGUCAGGUUUUGUCCUCGGGUAAGGUUAUCCCUCCUGCCGAGGCUAUUGCCCAACUUGAUCGUGUUAAAAUCGAGGAUGUACAAAAUGCCGCCAUCAAGGUCCUCCAGAGUAAACCUACAGCGGUUGCGAUCGGCGAUAUCAACUCGUUACCAUAUUCAGAUGCCCUCUCCCUCUAA
Molecule: messenger RNA, 861 nt
Organism: Acaulospora colombiana
Lineage: Eukaryota; Fungi; Glomeromycota; Glomeromycetes; Diversisporales; Acaulosporaceae
Source: the annotation of a GenBank genome assembly